Molecule: messenger RNA, 5051 nt
Organism: Thrips palmi
Lineage: Eukaryota; Metazoa; Arthropoda; Insecta; Thysanoptera; Thripidae
Product: claspin-like
Exons: 17
Coding region: 310-4545 (1411 amino acids)
Biological process (GO): mitotic DNA replication checkpoint signaling; activation of protein kinase activity; mitotic G2 DNA damage checkpoint signaling
Molecular function (GO): anaphase-promoting complex binding
Source: RefSeq, a predicted model, not a curated record
UGUGGUUUGGCGGGAAGAUACCUGAGGAGUUGUCGUCGUAGCUGUGUUAUUGUGUUGCCUUAAAUCGUUGAAGUUUGAAUUUUGCCAAGAUUUUUUGACAAAAUUAUUCAUUGCUUUAGAAAAAAGAAAAAUCGGUGAUUUAUGCAUGUUAAUUCACCUUUCAUCUUUGAUGCGCCGUUUAUGAGUCUGGUUGAAAUUGAACCCUGCUUUGCUCUCUCGCGCUUCCAUGAGUGACUUAUUAUGAAGGUUAAGCCCCUUUUAAAUUUCGUAUGAACGCAAGUUUCUUUUAGUUUUCUCAAGACUUCGAAGAUGGAUUCAAGUUCAGAAGAUGAGAGUGUUUUCAACCGUCGUAAAUCUUCAAGUAAAAAGAUAUUUGAUAGUGAUGAUGAGGCUGCUGGUGAAGCCGAUGAUAAUUUGAAAGAAGCCACUGAAGAUUUUACUCUCCACCUAUCUGAUGAAGAAGAUGAUGAGGAUGGUGCUUCCGUGAAAGCAAAUAUUGAAGCAGCUCUUGCUCAGGAAGAAGCUUCUGCUGAAAAUGCACAUGAUGUCAAAGAGGAUUCCAAAGAUGAAAGUAGGGGAGACAGCUCAAGGCUUGACAACAAAGAGAUGAAAUCCAAUGCUGCUCAAAAGUCAAUAAACCCAUCAGGAAAUUUAGACACAGCAGAUAUUAUGAAAAAGCUAAGUGCCUUGGCUGAUUCCGAUUCAGAGUCUGAUAUUGAUGGUGAUCUAGAACCUUUACCAACAAGUAUUAAGAAGAGCAAUUCGAAAUCAAAGAGCUGCAUAGCUUCAGAGUCAGAUGAUUCAGGUAAUGAAAGGAGUCAAAGCCAUUCAGAUGAUGAAACUAAAGAAGCAGUUUUGUCGUCCAAAGGCAAGCAACGUAAAUCUGCUCCAGAGAGAAAAAGUAAAACAAAAGCCAAAGAUGCAAUGCUUGAGAUAAAAGCCGAAAGUCAGAGGCAGUUGCGACAGUCUAACAUUGGUUUGCCAUAUCAUGUUCCCAAGCAACGGUCGCUUUUAGACUUCUUAAACAGACGCAAGCCUGCAUCUUCAAUGCCCAUUCGGGGACCUGUUGAGCAACUGGCAACGGUUUGGAAGCAGAUAGAAGACAGGGAGAAAGAAGUUGAAGACUUUUAUAAGUCUGAAUCUGAACAUGAAAGUGACGAAGAGGAAACUACCCAAGAAGUAGAGCAAAGUGAAGAAGGUACCGAGCCAGCUGAACAAGUUGAAGGCAAAUCUCUAGAUCCAAGUCAAUCAGAUACUCAUCAAUUAACAACUGCAGUUCUAGGAGACAGUGGUGUGGAGGCAGAUUUCUCUGGAGCACAGUCAAGCACAGAACCUAACUCUGACAUUAUUGAUGACACUGAGAGUGAGCAAACAACUUCAAUCUGCUGUCAGGAGAGCAUGGAUUUCAAAACUACUACAGAGGUAGACACUGACAGAGUGCAAUCUCCUGUUGGUACUGAUUUUUGUGUCGAGGAGAACUCUUCAGGGGUUUCACCAGAUGAUGCAUGUGCUAAGAAAGUGCAAGAGGUGGAUGAGUUCCCUGUCAAAGACGAUAAUGUGAAAAUUGGAAAUGAAACUCAAGACUCCCAAGACAUAAGCCUGCAUUUCACUGAAACUGAGAGAAACACCCAAGGUAUUCUGAAAACACAAGAGUCCCAAGACAUUACCCUGCACUUCUCUGAAACUGAGAGAAAUGUUGAGGGUGCUUUCAAAACUCAAGAUUCUCAAGACAUUAGCCUGCACUACACUGAAACUGAGAGCCUCAUAAAAACUGACUUAAAAGGAGUGACCAAAGAAAACCAUUUGACCAAUGAAAUUGCAGUGAUGGAAAAUAGUUCAAAUGCCGGAAACAAACCCAAGGGAUCAACAUGGGAGGAGCUCAACUCAGCGAUGAAAGACUUGGAUGAUGAUGAUUUAGUAUCACAUGAGAUUGUUCCUAAGAAGCUAUCACUAGGUUCUGGUCCUCGACUAAGCCUUAAAGGGGCACCCAAUGAUGUAAUAGAUUUAGAUGGUUCUGUCUCUAAUCCUCGAACACCAGGAGUGAAGGGCCUCAUUGAAAGAUUUAUGAAGCAUUCCGCCUCCAAAAGAAAAGAAGCUCAAACUGUGGAACUGAGUGUCAUAUCAUCUGAAAAAGAUACAAUCGGUGGUGUUGUUGAUGUCAAGCAUGAAUCUUUGAAAGUUGUUCUCACUGCUGAAGAGCCUCGUCGAUCUGAAAAAGAUGCAACUCCUGGGGCCAGAUUAAAACUUCUGAAAACAGAGUUAAAUCGACAAAUGCGAAAGCAGAAGGGAGAAGAAUGGCAGAAAAAGCAUGAAGAAAUGAAAAAUGAACAAGUAUUUGAUGGUGAGAAAGAUGAUUGUGGCAUGUUGCCUGAUGAAGAGGAAGAGGAAGAAGAAAUGACUGACAGCGAAGCAGAAUCAGAGCCAGAAAUUAAUGACGUCAGAGAAAGUAAGAAAAAGAAGAAAGUCAAAAGUGCAUAUGUUGAUGAAGAAGCUGAAGUUAGUGAGGAAGAUGGCGGCGAUAGAGAUGUGGAUGAAAGAGAGAGUAGUGAUGAUGAGAGUGUUGAUGAGGGUGAUGAUGAGGGCAGUGGAAGUGAAGAUGACAACAAUAAGCAUGUUGAUGACACCAGUGUAGAUGAUGAAACAAGCAAAUCUAAAAUAGACAGUGUAAAAGAAUCUUGUUUAGCUCAGACAGAGAAUGAUGAAACAAGUGAUAUUGGACCAACUAAUAGUUUACGACGAACACUUACAUCUGCAUCUGCUGAUUUAUUUGCCUCUCAGUCAUCAGUGUGGAGAGUUGAGGAUGAUGAUGACUUCAUUCCUGCUGGUCAGCCUAAUGGUGUCACAAGAGAUUAUUCCUUUAUGGACAGGGCUGAUGAUGGAAAAGAAAGAGAGAUGCUUUUUUCUCCAAUGAGUCUCACCCUCCCUGAAAAGACUCAUAGUUUUAUGGAUACUAGCCAGGAACUCACACCUCAAAAAACAUCAAUUGAUCCGAGGCCCCAAAGCAGCUUGAAGAAGCUUUUUGGGGAAACACAAAUUUAUAGCACCCAGGACAAGCUAAAAGAAAUUGCAGGACUAUUUGCAGACAAAUUUAAUGAUUCACAGGAUAAUAUAUCUGAUCUCGCCAAUGUGUCGACGGGAGAGUCUGAAACAGACCUUAUGGCGCUAUGUUCAGGCAAGUUUGUCACGCAGCCACCCAAACCAAAAGAUCUGGAAGAAGAUGAAGAGCGUGUGCCAGACUCCCAACUAUCUCAAACUCAACCUGCUACAUCAUGGGAUCCAGCUUUGGAGAAUGGAGACUCAGUUGAUUUUAGUCUGAAGUUUGAUGGGGAUUCUAAGAAUCCAGAAGACAUUGUUGAAAAGCCUAAUGAAUGUGCAGGAAACUUCAGAUUAGAAAUUAUGUCCUCGGAUGAUGAAGACAAUACUACAUUGACUAAAGAAAAGAAAAAGAAACGAAAGAAGCUUGAGUUUUCAGAUGACGAAGAUGACGAUAACCAUAAGAGUGACACAGAUCUAGAAGAAAAUGAAAUUAACAGUGAUGAGGAAGAAAAGGAAAAGGAAGAAAAAAAUUCUAAGUUAUUUGGAAUUUUUUCCAAACCAUCAAAAGAAAUCUUCUAUGAUUCAGAUGAAAAUGAGAUAGAGCCUGGUGAUUUUCUUGAAAAGGAGGCAGAGUUGUCUGAAGAGGAUGAGUACAAUGGUAGUGAUGAUGAAGAUGAAAAAGGAUUGGAUCAGCUAGAGAUGAAUGAAGCAGACAAAGAAGACAUUGAUCAGGACCUUGUUCGAGAGCAACUUGUCAAAAGUCACAUGCAGAAGAUGUUAGAUGAAGAUCGCCGUGAUGUACGUAUUCUUCAAGAAAUGCUUCUGGAAGAUGGGGAGUUGCAUUCUGAUAAUGGUGGCAGAGAGCGCCAGUUUCGCUGGAAAAAUGUUGACUCCACUGGAAUGGGUGACGAUGGGCAUCGCUCUGAUGAUGAGCAUGCUGACAAUGAUGAUGAAGAAGAUGAUGCUGCAUGGCGGAAACAAAGACAUGAGCGAGAGAUGUUCUUGAGAGAGCAGCGAGAGAAACAAAAGAAGGAAGCUGGAGGCCAUAAAGAGGAUGAUGAUGAGGAUGAAGUUCUUGAGAACAGUGAACUUCUUCAGCUGGGUAAAUCAAUCCUCUUCAAGAACCGUUCCAGUUCAUUAGACAUGUCUGCUCCCAAAGAAACCCAGCCUCCAAAGUUGACUGCACACAACCCUGUUCUAUCUCCAGAAAGAAAAACAGGAAACACAUUCCUUUCCAAGCGAGGAUCUUUCUUGUCAAGAGGGGAUGGUGUCUUGGCAAAGCUUGCCAAAAUGACUGGUCCUGCUAAAGAAAAUGUUAUGUCGGGAGCUAAGAGUAGAGGCAACUUUGUCUUCUCUGCCAUUAGUCCGCCGAAGUAUGAUAGCCAACCUGAAGAGGAUGACUCUAAAACAUCAAAAAGAAAAGCUACCGCUGGAUUAAUGAAUGCUGAAAAGAAACCAUGUUUAGUUACUGCUGCAAGAAAAAGCAGUGGACUCUUUGAUCACUUUUGAUAAUUGUAUUUGUUUGGUGUUUGUCCAUAACUUUUGAAAUGUUGGUGCUGUUUUUCUGCUGAAUUUGUGAUUUAUCUGUGUUCAUGUGCAAUGCCUUUGACAAGAUGUUCUGUUAUUUCGUUUCUUUUCUGGUUCUAGUCCAAUUUUUAUAACCAGAACCUAUAUACUGUAUUUCAUUUUGUACUCAUAGCAAUGCCUUGUAAAUUCUGUAAAUACUUGCCGACAUUAAGCCAUGCUCAGAAACCUGUAAAUGUGUGUUUUUCUAUGACAUUGAAAAUUAACUUUACCUUUUUUAUGCAUGUAACUUAUGACGUCCUGUUAGUGUAUUUCUUAACUUAUCUUAUCUUUUUUUUUUUUAAUGGUUUGUGUGAGGUUUAGUUGCUAUUGAAAUAUGUAUUAGUUUAUAAUUGACUUCUAAAAUAGAGUGAAUGAUGGUGUUCAAUUAGCAUACUGAAAACUUAUCAUUUGUGAUUACAAUGACAAUUAAAAGAACUAAACCUUAGUAA